AAAAAAGUCAAUACUAUUAAUUACAGUUUAUUUAUAUUAAGAAAGAAUAUAAUCUUUUCAUCAUGUUAAUCAUUAUUAUCAAUAAUAUAUGUGUAUAUAAAUAAAAUAAUAAUUGUAGAAAAGAUUAUUUCUUUUAAAUUUAAUGAUUUGAUAUAUGAGCAUAAUUUGGAAAUUUAUUUGAUUGAUAUUAUAGCUACUAUCACUGAUUAUAAUAAUAAGUAGUAUAUAAUACUUUUAUCAAAACAUUGAGUUCAAAUCAAUUAAUAACAGUAUUAGUUAUUCAUUGGGAAAAGUAUUAUUUUUAAUUUAUUAAAUUAUCAUAUAAACAAUGAGUCAACAACCUUGAUAAUGAUUCCUUAAAUGAAAUAAUUGGUCAAAUUUUUUAUUGGUUCAUGAAAUCUGAUCAAAAACAAAUGAAUUUAAGUUGGAGGCAUUUGUUCGAAUGUUAAUUGACAGUAUAAAAGAAGCUACACUCUAUUGAUGCAUUUGAAGUAAUAACACGUAAAUAGAAAAUAUGUUUGCUGAUCUGGAGGUGUUUAAGAUAAGACAAAUAUAAGGCGUUGUCAAAAGUUCUAAACUUACAGUGUGAUACAUACAAGUUGACAAUAUUAUGAUGGCUUUUUGUUCACCUUUUUCGGCCAUCUUGCAAAAGUUUUUAAUAACACGUUUACCUGAGAAAAUUAUGCUGCAAAUUUUUUCGCAUUUAAGUCAUCCAGAAUUGUGUAAUAUUGCACGUGUUUGCAAAAUGUGGCGUCGGUUAGCAUAUGAUCAUUCAUUGUGGCAGUCACUCAAUUUACGACCUGAAUAUGGUGGAAUAUUUGUGAGAUCAAUUGAUGAGCUAUUAAAUCUCAUUCAUCAUAGGUCUGGAAGUGGAUUAAGGUGUAUUGAAUUAUCGAGCGACCUAGUCACCAUACCAGUUUUAGAGGAACUUGGAAAUCGAUGUCCAAAUCUUCGCUAUUUAACUCUUGAUUUUUCUAAUGCUAUGCAACUACAUGAUUUCAACGAAUUGGCUUCGUUCCCUUCGUCAAUCAAAUAUUUGUGUAUUUGUUUAAGUGAUGUGAUAUUUAUGGAAGGUUUAAUGAGAAAAAUAUAUUCGUGUUUAUCAGCAGUUGAAAUUUUGCACUUAAUUGGAACUUUUGAAUUAGCCACAGAAGAAGAGGAAGAAAUUUAUGAGGUUAUCAAUAUCAGUAAAAUUAAAGCCCAUACACCUAAUUUACGUGUUAUCAAUUUAUUUGGUAUCAAUUUUAUUGAAGAUAGUCAUGUAGAAUUAUUAGCCAGUAAUUGUAUUCAUUUGGAAUGUGUCGCGCUUAAUUUUUGUUUAAAUGUUAAGGGUUCAUCGUUUACAUUAUUGAUUGCAAAUUGCAAAAAAUUAACAACCCUACUUCUAGAACAUUGUGGUCUCAAAGAUGAAUUUAUGAUGGCUGUACCAUGGGAAAAUUCAGGAAUCUGUGAACUUGAUAUAACAUCUACAGAAUUAUCUGCUGAAUGCCUUGAAAAUUUCUUAACACGUAUACCAUAUUUUACUUAUUUGGCAGCAGGUCAUACAGAUUUUUUUACUGAUCAUAUAUUGAAUACACUUUGUGACAGUGGUAAAUUUAAGCAAGUCAAAGCUAUUGAUUUGAGCCAUACACCGGCACUUAACGAACAGUCCAUAACAAAUCUUCUUAAACUUCAUGGUCAUCAGUUACAUGGUCUUAUGCUACAUGGCAAAGCUACUUUAGCUGAAUAUUUUUGGACUACUGUGAUUCCAUAUCUUGGUGCAAUAAAGGUUUGUGUACUUGGAGCGUCACAUGGUUGGUUUUUUAAAUACAACACUCGAGUUCAUAUUGAUAAAAUUCUGGAAAGUUUUGCUGGAUUUUGUCCAAAUUUAGAAGCAUUAGAAAUACAAUGGGAUCCAGAUACUAUUCGUUUUAGUGACAAAAGUAGAAAAUUCAUUGAUCGAAUUAGAAUCAAAUGUCCUCGGUUAAAGUCUUUAACUCUUAGUGAUGGAAAAUACUAUGAAAUGGUCAAAGGAAAUUUCGAAAGAGCAGAAUGUCCACGAGUUGUACGUACUACAACUACUUAUAUUACAAGUAUUAUUAGCUUACUCAGACGUUAUAAGGAUUUGAGAUUUAAUUAAUUUUAUUAAAAUUUAUAUGUAAUCACUCUUUUAGAUUGUGUACAACGCAGAGAAAUAAUCAGGUGAAAUAAUAUUUUAAAAAAAGAUAAUGAAUUGCAGAUAAUCACUUGAAAUUUCAAUGUGAUGUCUGAGGAAACUAAAAGUCCUAUAGUGCAGCCAACAAAAUAACAUUCAAAUUUGUAUGCUGUUAAUUUGUCAAUAUUUUUUGGAAUCUGCUAUUGUAUAAGAAAUGGAAAUAUGUAAUUAUAUUUUAUAGAAAAUAUGGCUUAGCCUUUUUCAAUUCAAUUUUAAUUCCAUGUAAUAUUUUUCUCCAAAAGUAAAUAUCACUUAAUAUUCAGUGGGAGUAUAUUUUCAAAUGUUCAAAUUGUUCAAAUUGUUGAGGACGGAAUAGAAGAAGCCGUCGCUUCCGUGUCUAGUAGCAGUAGAUCACCAAUACCUCCAGGCAAGA
Messenger RNA from Schistosoma rodhaini, 2567 nucleotides. Lineage: Eukaryota; Metazoa; Platyhelminthes; Trematoda; Strigeidida; Schistosomatidae. The record is from the annotation of a GenBank genome assembly.